Molecule: messenger RNA, 788 nt
Organism: Tarenaya hassleriana
Lineage: Eukaryota; Viridiplantae; Streptophyta; Magnoliopsida; Brassicales; Cleomaceae
Product: protein C2-DOMAIN ABA-RELATED 7
Exons: 4
Coding region: 121-636 (171 amino acids)
Source: RefSeq, a predicted model, not a curated record
UUGCUUGGGUCAAACAAAACUGGCCACGUGUCCGUGUAUUAUCUUCCAUCUCUGUCCGAUGAUGUCUGCGGAGCGUUGAAUCUGAACCGAAGAAGAAGAAGAAAACAGAGGAAGAGGAGGAUGGAGCAAGUGUUGGGGCUUCUGAGGAUUCGGGUGAAGAGAGGGAUGAAUCUGGUGCGUCGUGAUGCUCAUAGCAGCGACCCUUUUGUCGUCGUCACCAUGGGUCCUCAGAAGCUGAAGACUCGCGUUGUGGAGAAUAGCUGCAACCCAGAAUGGAACGAGGAAUUGACUCUCGCUAUCAAAGAGCAUCAUAAUAACGAACCUGUGAUUUUGAAAGUGUAUGACAAGGACACGUUCACCUCGCACGACAAGAUGGGAGAGGCGAAGAUCGACGUUAAGCCGUUUCUGGAGGAGGUUCGGAGGAUGGGUUUGCAAGAACAGCUCCUCCCAGAGGGGACGGAGGAGAUCAAGAGAGUUCAGCCGAGCAGAGACAACUGCUUGGCCGAAGAGAGCAGAAUUCUGUCCUGCAAUGGGAAGAUAACGCAGGACAUGAUUCUCAGGUUGACAAAUGUUGAGACCGGUGAAGUUGAGGUUCAUAUCGAGUGGAUCAGUGUCCCAAGUUCCAGGGGCUUCUGAUGCAGAUCUUGACCGAAAAGCUAUAUAUACAUAUAUAUAUAUAUAUAUGUUCAGACAAGGGUUUAGUUCACGAUAAGCAGAACAAUAAUGUCCCAUGAUUGUGUAUGUUUGUUACAAACAUCUUCUGCAAAAGACUUGUGUUUCGAUUAAGA